Molecule: messenger RNA, 1985 nt
Organism: Centruroides sculpturatus (bark scorpion)
Lineage: Eukaryota; Metazoa; Arthropoda; Arachnida; Scorpiones; Buthidae
Product: sulfotransferase 1C3-like
Exons: 2
Coding region: 1062-1958 (298 amino acids)
Biological process (GO): sulfation
Cellular component (GO): cytoplasm
Molecular function (GO): sulfotransferase activity
Source: RefSeq, a predicted model, not a curated record
UAAUACAGCAGUAUCCAAAGCUAAAAGUCUAUUGGAUUCAAUACAAGAAAUGCCAUUUAUUUUAUGUUUAAUAGUAUGGUUUGCAAUGUUGUGUAAAAUUAACGCUAUCAAUAUACUAUUUCAAGCGAAAAUAAUUAUUCUUGAGUCUACUUUUAAUCUAUACCUAUAUCUACGCUUAAAUGCACUUGCUAUAUUAAGAAUCGAAAAAAAAAUUUGCAGAAAAAAAUUGUAAUUUUUCUGAAGUAGUUAAUGUAUUAGCAAAAACAAAAUCACGCUUUAAAUAAACACGCAUUAGUAAUAUAUGUUCGUGUUUGUAAUUUUUUUUUACUUUACAAAAAAUUUAGGCCCCAAAUAGUUUCUUGCACCCGGGCCCCUUUAUAGAGAAGGCCGGCCCUGCACUUAAUCUGCACAGGCUGGUAAAGCCCGAUCUCGGAGUCGUUCGGAUGGCUAGGAGGGCAAAUCGAGUGGUAAGUCGACAGGUUUCCUCGGAUAGACAGGAGACAUGUUUAACAAAUAACAAAAUAUGUUUAUUCUAUAACUAAAGUAAUUUACAGGAGUAUACAAGUUACUGAUUAUUGCCUAGAUGCGGAAAUACAAAUAUAUCUAUAAUCGCUCUAACUAUUCGCCAUGCCUCGUGAGAGAGUUUACAAAGGCUUUAGAGUGAGAGAGUUAUAUUGGCGGUCAAUUAUACCUUAUGUUGGAGGACGGUAUGCGACGAUCAUCCUGGACUAUGGAAGCUGUCUGUCUGUCACAGGCUUAUAUCUUCUAACGGCUUCUCCUUGGACAGGAUAGGGACGGGAGACACUUACGCCCUGUAAACCCUCUGGCCCACAUAUAUAAACGCGAUAAACGAAUCCAUAAGAAGGCAAAAGGUUAUGCGCUACGUAAUCAAAUUCGUUUAUCAAUUUCAUUAGAUAACUUUCGACCAAUGAUGAGCUUGCACAUUAUCUAAUCUUACGUUUAUUUCUAAACUUCGUUAAUGACGUCUACUUCUAAUGUUUGACACUCAGUUAAACUUUCUAUUGUGAACGUUGGAUAAAACUGGCGUGUGAGAAAGCAUAAUGGAGAAGAUGAAAAUAUAUAAGGAAGUGGGUGGAGUGCCUAUGCCGCUGGAUUAUUCGGAAGAAUCGUUUUUAUCUGGAAUGAAUUAUAAAGCGAAACUUGGAGAUUUAUUUCUCGUUAGUUAUCCUAAAUGUGGAACAACUUGGAUGCAUUAUAUAGUCACGUUAAUCCUUCGUAAAGGUCAACCAUCAGAGGAUCCGUUAGAUUUCAUGUUAGGUUGUCCGUUUAUAGAAAUUGUGGGAGGAGAAUACAUAGAAACGGCAAAACCGAAAGCAAUGAAAACACAUUUACCAUUUUCUGCUAUUCCUUUUUCUCCAGAAUCUAAAUACAUUUACAUUACCAGAAAUCCUAGAGAUUGCUGCGUUUCUUAUUAUCAUUUCGUGAAAUUACUUUCAUUUCCCCAGAAAGAAUUAAGUUUUCAAGAAUUUUUUGAGGCAUUUCUCCAGGGUAAUUUAAGAAGAGGAGAUUAUUUCGAUCACCUUCUCGGAUGGUACGAACAUAAAAAUGACAGCAACGUUCAUUUUGUAACAUACGAAGAUCUCAAGAAAGAUAUUAAAGGAGAAAUAUUGAAAAUAGCGAAAUUCAUGGGGGGAGAAUACGAAAAAAGUAUUUCGAAUGAUCCAACAAUAUUAGAAAAUAUUAUUCAUUACAGCAGUUUCGAUUAUAUGAAAGAGAACAGCAAGAAGAACGUUGAUGUGUUUUUUCAAAAAGACAAAACGUGGCUACAAAACAAGAAUUUUCCUCCAGGGAUGAUGAAAUUUGUACAAAAUACAAAUAAAACAGGAAAAGACACAAAAACCGGGACUCUGGUUAGAAAAGGAAUUGUUGGCGAUUGGAAAAAUCACUUUAACGAAGAACAAAUUCGGAUAACCGAUUAUGUAGGAAAAACAUAUUAACCUAUCCCAUGUUGAAAUUUUUCUCCG